AUGUCUCUCAUUCCGUGGCUCCGAUGGAACGAGGCCCCGCCCCGCCUGUCGACCAGGAGCCCAGCUGACAUGGUGCUGGAGACGCUCAUGAUGGAGCUGGCAGGGCAGAUGCGAGAGGCGGAGAGGCAGCAGUGGGAGCGCAGUCACACGGUCAGGAAGGUCUGCACCGGCGUGGACUACAGCUGGCUGGCCAGCACGCCCCGGCCCACCUACGACCUCAGCCCUGGCGAGAGGCUGCAACUGGAGGACGUCUGCGCCAAGAUCCCCCCGUCCUACUGUGGGCCCGCCAUCCUCAGGUUCAGGCAGCUGCUGGCGGAGCAGGAGCCCGAGGUGCAGGAGGUGGCCCAGCUGUUCCGCUCGGUGCUGCAAGAAGUGCUGGAGCGGAUGAAGCAGGAGGAGGAGGCCCACAAGCUGACUCGGCAGUGGAGCCUGCGGCCCCGAGGCAGCCUAGCCUCCUUCAAGACCCGCGCGCGCAUCUCCCCUUUCGCCAGCGACAUCCGCACCAUCUCGGAGGACGUGGAGCGGGUGGCACCACCGCCUCCCCGGACCUGGAGCAUGCCCGAGUUCCGGGCGCCCAAAGCCAACUGACUCUGCCUCUUCCCUGCCCAGGAGCUGAGCCACCUGC
Messenger RNA from Tupaia belangeri chinensis (Chinese tree shrew), 625 nucleotides. RefSeq names its product RD3 regulator of GUCY2D (gene RD3). NCBI's taxonomy places the organism in Eukaryota, Metazoa, Chordata, Mammalia, Scandentia, Tupaiidae. Bases 1 to 588 code for a protein of 195 amino acids. Gene Ontology annotation, biological process: retina development in camera-type eye. The record is from RefSeq and is a predicted model, not a curated record. The transcript is spliced from 2 exons.